Molecule: messenger RNA, 1770 nt
Organism: Ciona intestinalis (vase tunicate)
Lineage: Eukaryota; Metazoa; Chordata; Ascidiacea; Phlebobranchia; Cionidae
Product: poly [ADP-ribose] polymerase 2
Biological process (GO): double-strand break repair; protein poly-ADP-ribosylation
Cellular component (GO): nucleolus
Molecular function (GO): NAD+ poly-ADP-ribosyltransferase activity
Source: RefSeq, a predicted model, not a curated record
CUAAAAAGGUUAAGUUGUGGAUACGAUAUAGCUGUUUCAUAGGUAUAUAUUUCAUAAUUUUUACAACUGUUGCACAAUGAGCACUCGUACCACACGUCGUAGUGCUCGUCGUAGUAAGGUAUUAACUGUAAAAGCAGAUCCAGACAAUGGAAAAGUGACCCCUUCUGCUACAAAUGCUACAGUUGCCUCAAAACGAAAAAACGUUGCCGUUGUAAAGACUACUGCGUUAAAAACCAAGAAAAUUAAAAAGGAAGUAAAAGUUGUCACAAAUGAUCAAGUUGUGACAAAGGUUAUUAAAUUUAAAGGCAAAGUCCCUGUUGACGAUUAUUGUGUUGAAUGCAAGGAUGGAUACCAUGUAUUUGUGUGCGGGGAUACUGUGUAUAAUGCUAUGCUGAAUCAAACCAAUAUUGGGCAGAAUAAUAAUAAAUAUUAUUUGCUGCAAGUUUUGAAAAGUAAUAUUGGGGCAGAGUUCUGCGUUUGGUUUAGAUGGGGUAGGGUGGGCAAAGUUGCUGGCACUAAUCUGCAGAAGGUGACAUGCGAAAAAGCUGUUCAACUGUUUGAGAAAAAGUUUAAAGACAAAACCUCCAAUUUUUGGGAAAAUCGGGGACAUUUUGAAAAGGUGCAUGGAAAAUAUGAUUUGCUUGAAAUGGAUUUCGGUAAUGAGGAUAAAGAAACUGCAAAACCUAAUGUGGAUGCAAAGAAAAUUAAAUCUAAGUUGAAUAACCGUGUUAAAGAGGUUAUGGAGUUAAUUUUUAACAUGAACGAAUUUGAAGAGAGCGUAAAAGAGAUGAAGUUUGACGUAAAAAAGGCCCCACUUGGUAAAUUGACAGAAAAGCAAAUUAAAUCUGGGUACGAGUCCUUAAAAUACAUUGAGGAAUGCUUGCAGAGGAACAAGGCUGGCCGUGACUUGGUGGAGGCUUGUAGUGAGUUUUAUACAAGGAUUCCUCAUGACUUUGGAAUGAAAUGCCCACCUCUUGUUAGAUCUGUGCAUGAGUUGAAAGAAAAACUGGAAUUAUUGAGUGCGUUGUCUGAUAUCCAGAUUGCAAUUAAGAUUAUGGAUGAGGCUGAAGGUUCUGGUUUGAAGGAAAAUCCUUUUGACCUUCGUUAUAAAUCAUUACAAUGUGAGAUGAAACCAUUACCGAAGACCUCUAAGAACUUUAAACUAGUCCAGGAAUAUGUUAAAAACACUCACGCUGCUACGCAUAUGAAUUAUGAACUUUCAAUUGAAGAUGUGUUCACUCUUGCAAAGGAAAAUGAUAAAAACUUCACAAAGGAUAUUGGUAAUCGUGUUUUAUUAUGGCAUGGGUCUCGACUUACAAAUUGGUGCGGGAUUUUAAAGAAUGGGUUAAGAAUUGCUCCACCUGAGGCCCCAGUGACUGGUCAUAUGUUUGGGAAGGGAAUCUACUUUGCAGAUAUGGUUUCAAAGUCAGCUAAUUAUUGUUAUGCAACACAUAGGCAACCUAAAGCAUUUCUACUACUGUGUGAAGUAGCACUUGGUGAAUCUAACAACCUGCUACAGGCUGACUAUAAUGCAAAUAAGCUGCCUAAGGGGAAGCACAGUGUAAAGGGCCUUGGUAAGACACAGCCAGAUCCAAGUAAAAGCAAAUACACUGAUGAUGGUGUUCUUGUGCCUUGUGGUUUGCCUGUAUCUGAAGAGGGCUCAAAAAACUCUGCUUUGCUCUAUAAUGAGUUUGUUGUUUAUUCUGCCAAGCAAGUGAGGCCACGGUUUCUAGUUAAACUAAAUUUCAACUUUACCCAAAGUUGGUAAGA